AUGAAGUCUGUGAGAAAAAAAGAAGAAAAACCUAAGAGGAAGGUAUCUUUUCCUCAUGAUGAGGAGCUAGUCACUCAAUACUUCGAACCAGCCAACCCUUGGCAUGAUGUACCUACAACGACGCGUGCGCAGCUUGCAGGCGAAUACCUCGAAGCUUGCAGGAGUCAUAACACACCUCCCAUCGAUUCUGUACUGCAACAAAUACGGGAACUAUCAGAAAACACGAUUGGUGGUUGUAUUCGAGCGGCUCGUCUCACGCUGGCAGAAUGCUCCUUGCUCGGUCCGUCACCGGUGGAUGCGCUUGAGUCGCUGUUAAGCAAAGUUCAAUUUAGAAGAAUCGAAAUUGACCAUGUGGAGAUCGAUGAUGAGGGGGCGGAAGCGAUAUUCGACAUGAUAGAAUACUAUGAGAGUGCCACAGCUGUGUGUAUCAGUGGGCCACGGCAGUUCGGUAUUCGUGGAUGGCAAGCCGCUUCUAGAAUGAUUAAAAAGAGCGCAGAACUAACGGAACUAGAAAUAUCCGAGAGUCCAUUAGAAGCAGCGCACGCGCCGGUCUUAGCUCGAUCGUUGAAGCCGCUCGCCUGUCGUGUUAGAUCGCUGUGCUUACAACAGGCGAGCUUGGCUGGGGAAUCGCUUUUGUGCUUGGUAAUCGCCUUAAAAUCAAACAACUCAGUACGUGAGCUGCGGCUCGGAGACAACGGCUUGACACAAUAUGAUGCGGUUCAGUUGGGUUCCUUAUUGCGGUAUAACACGAGGCUGCAAUUGCUGGAUCUUUCCAAUAAUCAGAUACAGGACGCAGGUGUGUGUGACAUAGCAAAUGCUUUAGUAGAGCAGUCUGCGCAUACGCCGCCAUCAGCACCAACAUCCCCACUAUCGCCGCAUCACUGUCCACUGAGUGGAUAUGAAUACCGGGGUCUGGCUUUUCUCGUACUAUGGAACAAUCAGCUGACAAGGAACUGUGCCCAGCAUUUAGCAAGAGUUCUGAACACGUCAAAAUCUCUUUGUGUCUUAAAUGUGGGCCGCAAUGCCCUCGGUUCCGAGGGGAGUAAUUCUAAAUUACAGAGGCUAGAUCUCCGAGACAAUAGACUGGGCGUGGCCGGACUGCAAGCGAUAUGCAACGCUGUUAAAGAUAACCAGACACUCACACAAAUUGAUUUGGACGAUCCACCGGAAACCCCAAACCCAGCGGUGAACGUACAAACUUGUACUGAAGCAGCAACAAUGAUGCGUCUGACGAAAGAGAUUCGCGCUAUUUGUCAACGGAAUGAACCAAGCGGAAAGCCAGUGCGCAAGAUUAGUCUCACUUGUCAUACUGCGCAUGCGCAUACUACAGCACUAUUGGCUAAGCCAUCAACUAUAGAAGAGCGUCGCGUGCGUCUACGUUCGCCUGCUCCCUCCCCAGCGCCAUCUCCUUCCCCCUCCCCGUCACCCGCCGGAAGCCCUAUACCCCCGGGACAUGGAAACUCUAGGUUUUAUGUGACCCGAGUCACACCAGAAAGAGAUUCAUCAACAGACAGUUCGAGCCCUUCAACACCAACCAAGUCAUCUUAUUGCCCCACCCCUUCUAGAUUUAAAGUUGUACAGGUCGCAGAACCACCGCAGAUUCAAAUCCACCCAGUGCAGCCGAGGCGACCAUCUUCUCGGUUCUCAGUAACAAGGAACUACGAUACUAUGUAUAACCCUUCUCCCGUUCCAUCUCCUUCGCCGCCGCCCGCUACUGAAAGUGUACCUGCAAAAAGUGAAAUUAAAGCUAUCAAUCCAGAUACAGCUUUAAGAUUUGAUAAACUUGAAACUGUAAAAAAAGAAACUAAAACUAAAAGUGAUCAAGAUAGUGUUAAAACAGACAUUGCAGCUGAAAAAAUAUCUGAAACUAGAGAUAUUGAAUGGAAAACGGUGAAAGAUGCAAAGGGUGAUGAAACAGAUGGUACAUUCGAUAAAAGAGGUUAUAGUGAUAAAGAGAACAAAAUGUGUAGUGUAAGUUCUGAUGAACAUUGUGUAAAAUCGAAAGAACAAGGUGCGGUAAGUGAAUCUGUGAUUGACAGAGUAAAAACGCCAAUUUCAAUGCAGCGUAUAGCGGAGCCUAGCUAUAUAAAAGAUAAUAUUAGUUCAGAAAUUGUUAUACAAACGGAGGACAAAGAAAAACAAAAAUGUCAUAUCGAUGACACAAAAAGUCUUUUAAAAGAUAAAUUUGCUCGGAUUGAAACGAUUGAGCCUAAAAUUGAAGGAGGUGAUAAAAAAUGUAAGGAAAUUAUUAAAAAAGACUCUGAAAAAGAAGUAAAGGCUGAUAACAAAACUGUUAAACGAAUUGAGAGUGUUGUAACAGAAAUCGUUUCUGAAAUAGAACCUCUCCAAUUUACUAUUAAACAAGAUUCUGUGAUACAUGGACCACAAAUGGCUGAAGAAACUCAAUCGCUUUGUUUAUUGAGUUCUGGUGAUAAAACUGAGACUGAGGCUCAAACCCCGGAAAUAGUUAAGGUUGCCUUUACGAAUAUUAUUGAUAAUGUGGCCUGGCCUCCGUUACGAACUAAAAGUGAUAAACGCAAUCAGGAUAGUACAGACUUGAAAGUGACUACUCUAAGUGAUAGUGUUAAAAAGGUUAAAAUUAGUGAUACAGUUAAGUUAGGUGAUAUACUCACCGAUAGUUGUAAAGAUAAGGUGGAAGAGUUGUCUCAAGAAACAGUUAGUGUAGAUAAAACAAUUAAAACAGAGACAAAACUUGUUAAAAACAGUGUAGAAGUAACCGAAUCAGAAAAAGUUGACAUAGAUGUCACAGUUGUAGUAAAAAAAGAAUCAAAUACCGAGAAAACCAAAGUACAUAGUGACCAAAUUGUAAAUAUAGAUAAUAAGGUAAAGGGAGACAUAGCCAUUAAACAAAUAGAAGCAAUUACAGCUGAUUUAGGUAGUUUAAUACAAGAAAUGCACGAUCUAACCACAAAAACAAAGAAAAACGAUUUAGUUAUAGAUAAUGUUGUACCUGUUCGAGAUAAUGUAGUUUUAAAGAAGAAUAAAAGUGAAUCUAGUUUGGAUAGUCCAGAUUUAGAAGUGUCUAGACUUAUGAGAAAGCAAGUUAGUGCCUUUUGUGACAGCAGCUCGUCCUUGGAGAUUUCUGGCAGUUCAGUGGAAAGCUUAAAUAUUGAUAGAAUGAAGCCAGUGAUAGUUGAAACAAUAGAAGCUAAACGGGAACAAUUCUCGAAUGAGAGCAGUAUGGAAUCAACAAGUGAAGUUACCCCAGUCAACCUUAACGUAUCAAUAAGUUCUAACGAAAGCGUUUCGCCAAUCAUUUUUGGAACUUCCAAGAAAAUUCAUGAUUCUCUGUCGAGUUUAGAGGCUAGUGUCAGUUCUAUUGAAUCGGCAAAAGAGAAAAUGAUGGUCACAUCCGCCGAUUCAGGCAUAGAGCAUUCUCUUAAUCCCUCAGAUGUAAGGGAAGACAAUUCUUCUAAUGAAGGAACCCUAACUAACAGUUCAAGCUUGAAAGAUACUGAUAAGAGUUCCCAAGAAACGUUGACAUCGCCAAAACGGACAUCAAGCUUGUUAGAUGUUCCCGCUUUGAAGUCCAAAAGUUUAGAGAGAAUGAGAAAGAUAUCAUGGGUAGCGCCCUCUCCCAGCUUUCAUAUACCUAGACCAGAGCCAGAGAAAGUUGAAAAUAAAUUCCCAACUAAUCUCGAGAAGCUAUUAAGUCUAUUUCAACAUCCAAGCAGCUUGUUCUCACGCGCAACGUCAGAAGAUGAUAGAAAAUCUACUUCAAGUACUCCACCUAGAAAAGACUCGUCAUUAACCAGCUCAUUCUGGUCUUGGGCCAGCUCAUCUGACAAAUCCGACAAGGAUGACAAAGAUGCUGACAGUCUCUCGGAAGCGACCGACUCUACUCUAUCAGAAAGGGUUCAAGUAUCAUUCGUUGACGAAUCUUUUUCUAAAAAGUUUGACAAAACGCCGUCAACAGAUACAGAAAAUACAUUAAGCGAAUUCCAAUCGUUUCAAGCAGGAGACACUGUUACCGACACAACCACCGACGAAAAUUUAGUACAAAUCUUAGAUGUAAGUAAAGACGCAGCGUCCAUUGAUAUGCCUGCGUGCAAAACAGAUCUCAUUGUACCCAACGAUUAUGAAAUUGAUGAAAAAUGUGAAAAUACAGAAAAAUUAGUUAAGUUAGAAGAAAAGAUAGAUGUAAGACCUAGAACUUUUGCAUCAGUUCUCAAAGCGACCGGCUCCGAAAAUUCUUUAGAUAAACAAAGCCCCGAGGCGGGUCAGCCGGUUGAUAAGUUUCCUACCAAAGUUAUAAGAGGUAUUAAAGAAAAUGUCAGCCCGGAAAAUACAAUAACGUCAAUGUCCACGAAAGCCCUAGUGUACGAACUAUCUGAACGACAAGUAAAGAAUUCACCAAUAGUUAGUACAAUAUGGGAAAUACAGACGCCACUUUCAGAGAAAAGUGAAGUUAAAUUCGAAGAUCAUAAAGCUCCAAGUGAUUUAGCACCGAUCGCCAAUAUAGACGAAACAUGCGAUGUGGCCGCAGAUGAAACUAUUCAAUUCGCAUACAUAGACGAUGUCAAAGUUGAUGAAGACAAUAAAUUUAUUAAAGAACUAGGGUCCGUCGACGUCGCCAAAGAUGCUCUGUCAUACUUAGAAAGUAAAGAUAAAAUAAGAAAGCCGGAAUCAUCAUUGGCGCAGGAGUUGAAGGAUGCAGAGAGAAAGGAAUUAGUAGACCUAUCUCCCGAGUUAGUACUCGACGAAGGGGUUGAAAAACCUGAUUAUGCAAUGGAUGUAAAGGGCCGUAAAAGUGCACCUGUCAUCCCAGAGCGGGCAAAGUUAAAGAAAUCAAAUUCGCUUGAAGAUUUAACUAAGCGUCCCGAGAAAGAAAGCCCAAAAUUGAAAUCCAUUGCCUUUAAAGUCCCAGAAAGUACGACACCGAGAGAUAUUCCCCAACGGCGCACAAAAUUACGUAAUAGAAGCGGUUCAAGUCCAAAAUCCCUACCAGAGAGCUUGAACAAGCCCUGCCCCUUGGCUAAGAUGGAUUCUAUAUUGAGUAAAAAGAAGAAAAAGGUGUCGUCUUUAGGUAAAAUGGCGCGUGACUCUCUUCUAGCUUUAAAUAUGAGCGAGGAUGAAAUUGCAGAGUUCAGAAGAUCUUACAAAUUAACAUCAGUGGAAAGUUUGAGGUCGCUCGAAUCAGUUUCGGAAGAUGCAAAUUCUCAGAGCGGCACGUCUAUAGACUCGAGGUGUAGAGCUUGUCUACGGACGAGUCAAGAAAGUCUUAUGUCACUGGACUCUAUUACAGAGGAUUGUCGAUGCCAAGAAUUUUGCGAACGACGCACUCAUAGAUAA
This is a messenger RNA of Pieris macdunnoughi, 5313 nucleotides long. The record is from the annotation of a GenBank genome assembly. NCBI's taxonomy places the organism in Eukaryota, Metazoa, Arthropoda, Insecta, Lepidoptera, Pieridae.